This is a messenger RNA of Protopolystoma xenopodis, 1011 nucleotides long. NCBI's taxonomy places the organism in Eukaryota, Metazoa, Platyhelminthes, Monogenea, Polystomatidea, Polystomatidae. The record is from the annotation of a GenBank genome assembly.
AUGGCCGCUGCUGCCGCAGGUUCCUUUCCUCCCAACAUCCCCCUUCUUCCAGGAUAUAUGCCUGGCUCCGGAGGUUCUUUGGUCUUUCCGCAGCCACAUCUGCCCCCCGGUCUGCACCCCGGCACCUCUCCGGGCCACCAAAUGGCUGCACAACUGCCUUUACCUCCAGGUGGCCUACUUCCGCCUCCAGCUACCGAACUCACUCCUACACCCAACCUUCCAACCCCCCCUCAUCCUCAACUUGCCUCUGCCCCACCCCCGGCAACCAGUCCCGGAGUAGCCACAUCUCUGGGCUCUUCGGUCGGCCAGGCUCCGAUACCAUCUGGUAUGGUCGCCGGAGCGGCUGCACUAAACGGCUGCCCGAAGCCUGGACCCGGCCCAUCCGCUCCUUUCGGCAGCGGACUUUACGGACAUCCAUUGUCGGUAGAUCUGCACAGAGUCCGUCUUCAACAGCCCGGCGGUCUUCUGCCAAACAACCUGGUUCGAGGCCCACCAUCCGACCUCGGACCACAUCACCUGGCCUACCCUGGCAUGCCAGCAUCGGCGUCGACCGGCAGUAUGACCCUUUCUUUGCCGCCGGUCUCGCGCCACUUGGAGCAUCAGCUUCCGCCCAACGACAGACAUCUUGUCGGGCCUUCUGACGAAAGUGCGCUUGGUGAGGCGAAUGUGGGUCUUCUGAUCACUCCAACCAGUGGAUCAGCCAGUCUGGCCGGCACGGCUUUCGGCCACUCUGAUGAGAUAUUCUGUCCGCCAAACUUGCAGCCCAACUCAGCUCACGAUCUCAUCGGCCCAACGCCAGCAAUGACGCCAAUGCGAAUGAACGCCUGCGUUGACCCGGAGCAACAAUUGCUUCUGGCCACUUCCCUUUCUCUACCGCUUUCGCUUGCACUGCCGCCACCACCAUCGGUUGGAUUGUCGGUGACACGAAUUGCUGGCAACUCCGUAUCUCCUUGUAGUCGACACCAGUUGCAUGAUCGCAUCUCCACCACACGUGAGUCUUUCUCGGGUUGA